This is a messenger RNA of Hydractinia symbiolongicarpus, 3615 nucleotides long. RefSeq lists its product as uncharacterized. The record is from RefSeq and is a predicted model, not a curated record. Gene Ontology annotation, biological process: DNA integration. The transcript is spliced from 3 exons. The coding region runs from base 1 to 3615 and encodes 1204 amino acids. Gene Ontology annotation, molecular function: nucleic acid binding. Lineage: Eukaryota; Metazoa; Cnidaria; Hydrozoa; Anthoathecata; Hydractiniidae.
AUGUUCAUUGAGGAUAACUAUUCACUAGCUAAAGACCGCCUCCGAUCACAGUUUAAUAAAUUAAAAAACAAUACCGAAUUAUUGAAAACAUACGACGAUAUAUUUAAAGAACAAUUGGACAGCGGUAUCAUUGAAAAGACGACAGAAAGCCCUGGUGUUGGGGAAACCCAUUAUCUCCCCCACAGAGCUGUUAUUAAACCUAACAGAAAUAAACGAAAAGCGUAUAAUAUCGCAAUAACUGGUGACAUUGAAAAAGCCUUCCAUCAAAUAUCGGUAUCACCUGAAGAUCGUAAUUUACUCCGAUUUAUCUGGUACGACGAUGUGAAUAAUUUUGAUGAUCAAAAGUUUGAAAAUAACGCGCUAGCUGAUUAUAGAUUCUGCCGAGUAGUCUUUGGAGCCACUUGUUCUCCAUUUCUUCUGUCUGCAACUUUGAUUUUUCAUUUACACGGUUAUGUUGAAUGUGAUCCGCAAUUUGUGCAGAAGUUACUUGAAUCUCUGCAUGUUGAUGAUUUGACUGCGGGUGGCGUUAAUGAUUCUGAUGCUUUGUGUUUUUACACGAAGUGUCAGGAGAGGCUCAGUGAAGGAGGGUUUAAUUUGAGAAAGUUUAACUCUAACUCCAAAAUGCUUGAGAACAUCGUCAAUAGUACUCAGGAUGAAACUGAAAUCAAAUUUCAACCCACUAUUAAAGUUUUGGGACUUGAAUGGAACAAACUCUCUGACGAAAUUAAUUUCAAUUUUUCUGACAUGCUGAAGAACAUAAAAUUGCCUACUACGAAGCGAAAUAUCAUGCAUUUUUUAGCUAGUAUCUAUGAUCCACUAGGGAUAAUUAACCCUAUUGUUGUGACAAUUAAAGUAUUGUUCCAAGAUUUGUGUGUUGCAAAAUUUGACUGGGAUCAACCUUUAGAAGGUGAAUUUUUACAAAGAUGGAAUGAAAUUUGUACUAGCUUUGACACUGAAACUUUAAAUAUUGACAGACUUUAUGCUUAUAAAGAUGAAAAUGAUCAAUUUGAAAACAUUGAAUUACAUGGAUUUUCUGAUGGCUCUAAAAUUGCUUAUGGAUGUUGUGUAUACAUUCGAUUUACUUACAAGUCUGGUAAAGUUAAAACUGCACUUUUGAGUUCAAAAUCAAGAAUUAAACCAUUAACAAAUACCACUAUACCACGAAUUGAACUUUUAGGCACUUUGGUGCUAGCUAGAUUAAUGGACGUUUUAAAAAAGGAAUUAUGGAAUGUGUAUAAUAUUGACAAUAUUUUCUAUUGGACUGAUUCAACUAUUGCAUAUUCAUGGAUUAAAAACGAUAACAAAGAUUAUAAAACCUUUGUUCAAAACCGCUUAGAGGAAAUUAGAAAACUGACUGCAUCUGGCAAAUGGUGUUUAGUACCAUCGAAAGACAACCCUGCAGAUAUAGUAUCUAGGGGUUGCUCCCCCUCUGAAUUGAAUUCUUUGUGGUUCAGUGGACCCACGUUUCUAACUUUACUUGAAACCCACUGGCCACACCUUAAACCUGGUGAUAAGUUUAUUAGUGAUGACAUGACAAAAGAAGAAGUUAGAAAAGAAGAAAAAGUUCAAACAUUAAAUAAUGAACUAAAAAAUAUUACUGUGUCUGAAAAUCUAUCUAUUAUUUCUACUGAUACUGUGUCUGAGAAUGUUUGUGAUAAUGUUAUGUCUUCUACUACUCCUGUGUCUGAUGAAGUGUAUGAUACUGUAUGUGAUGUUUCUACUGCCAAUGAAAAUGUCUUGGAUAGUGUAAACACGAAUUUCCCAAUUAUACCGGGUAUUCGUAACAUAAUUGAUAUAAAAAAAUACAGUAGUUUUGAUAAAUUAGUACACGUCACAGCUUAUGUGAUGAGAUUUAUAAGUAAUGUAAAAAAGAAGAAAGAAGAUAGAAAAAAUUUUAAUUAUAAGAGGCUAUCAGCCGAAGAAAUUGGUCAUGCAAGAUUGGUAAUCAUCAAAGAUGCUCAAGAAGAUGUGAAAAGACACAAGAAAUUUAAACAUUGGGAAAAGAACCUGGAUUUAUUUGAAGACACAGAUUUUUUGCUGAGGUGCAGGGGUCGGUUAGGAAAUGCUCCUGUACCAUAUAACUCCAGGUAUCCUAUUCUGUUAGUACCAGACUCUUAUCUAACAAAAUUAAUCAUUCGACAUGUGCAUGAAUCUGUGAAGCAUUAUGGCACAAAAAUAACACUCACAGAACUUAGAAGAGAAUUUUGGAUUCCAUCUGGUAGAAAUGUUGUUAGAAAUUUUAUUCGUACAUGUCAAAAGUGCCGAAGGUACGAGAACAAACCAUAUCCGUACCCAGAUCCUCCAUCAUUACCGAAGAGUAGAUUACAAGAUAACAUGUCAUUUGAAGUAGUUGGCAUCGACUAUGCUGGUCCUUUAUUUGUAAAAAAUGUUUUUAACGAAGAACCAGAUAUGUAUAAAGCUUGGAUAGUUCUUAUAACGUGUGCGAGUACUAGAGCUAUUCAUUUAGACUUAGCUUCGAAUUCUUCUGGACCUGAAUGUAUAGAAGUUCUGAAACGAUUUAUUGCUCGAAAAGGAGCACCGAACUUCAUUUUAUCUGACAAUGGUAAAUGUUUUAUUAGCGAAGACGUACAAAACUUUGCUGCUAGUAAAAAUAUUAAUUGGAAAUUUAAUAUUGAGUCUGCCCCUUGGCAAGGCGGAUUCUUCGAACGUUUGGUCAAAUCAGUCAAAAGACCACUGAAGAAAGUUCUGGGCAAUAGUCGCCUGAAGUAUAAGGAACUUUUAACGAUACUAACUGAAAUUGAAUUUAUACUAAAUAACAGACCAUUAACGUACAUAUAUGAAGAACUUAAUGAAGAACCAUUAACACCUAAUCAUCUUAUGUAUGGAAGAAAAUUAAACACGAAAGCAGAUGAGAACAACUUAAUACCUGAAGAUCUCUCGGCUGAUAUGAGUGUCAAACGGAAAGAAAACGUAAACCGAUUACUGACACACUUUUGGAAUAGAUGGCGUGACGAAUACGUCACAGAAUUACGAGAAUUCCACAAAUUGAAGAAUAGUCGUUUCAAUAAAUGUUUAAUUCCAAACGUUGACGACGUAGUUGUUGUUGCUGAUGAUAGAAUGCCACGAUCACAAUGGCGAAUUGGUCGAAUAAAAGAAACGUUGAAGGGAAAAGAUGGAAAAAUACGUGCAGCGAUAGUACAAUGCAAAAAUGAUCAAGACAGACGAUCAAAUUUACGGCGACCGAUCAAUAAAUUGAUACCGUUUGAACAGUGUAUUAUUCCAAACGAUGAAUCAACAGAACCAGCAAUACAAUUUAUUGAUGAACAAUCAGUUACACAAAACGAUCAGUUAGCUGAAUCAAAGAUAACAUUUGUUGAUGAAAAGGAUCUUGAGAUUGAAGAUCUGAAGCAACAAGAAGGUGCUGUAGAAUCUACAGUUAAAACCUCUCCAGGAGGCACUUCUAUACAGUCAGGCAGUUUAUACAUUGGUGGAGGCCUUGUCGUACUUGCUUGCAUAGCAGUUGCUGGUGUCUACUACCUUACGCGUAAGCAGCCCGUAGCGGAUCAACAGCAUGCCGAAACACGUGCACCAGAGCAGCAUCAACCUUCAAAGCCUCAAGCCAAGCCCGCUUUCGACUUUUUUAAGAUGAUAUAA